Andrographis paniculata is the source of this 4533-nucleotide messenger RNA. RefSeq names its product CST complex subunit CTC1. Gene Ontology annotation, molecular function: telomeric repeat DNA binding; single-stranded DNA binding. Gene Ontology annotation, cellular component: CST complex. Lineage: Eukaryota; Viridiplantae; Streptophyta; Magnoliopsida; Lamiales; Acanthaceae. Bases 183 to 4244 code for a protein of 1353 amino acids. The record is from RefSeq and is a predicted model, not a curated record. Gene Ontology annotation, biological process: telomere maintenance via telomere lengthening; positive regulation of DNA replication. The transcript is spliced from 16 exons.
AGUUCGUAAAUUUUAGACUGUCUUCCCGCCCGUCUGUUCUUCGACCUAUUGCGUUUUGAUGCUCUUCAUCUUCUCCAUCUUCGCUCGCGCCGUCGGUGUCGGUGUCGCGGGGCAGAGCUCACGCUAAAAGAGCAGUGUUACGCUGCCUGGUCUUUAUAGGGAGAAUAGAUGAUAGAAGUGUAAUGGAAGAUAUAGGAGAUACUGUUUCCUCCCUGUCCGAACUUAUUAAUCGCGGACGCCCGCUUACCGCCACAUCAUCUCUCGUUCCCCAUUGUGAGAUUUCUUCCCCAGAGCGUCAGAGGAAUUCCAGCCAAAGUCUCCGCCGGAAACCGUAUUUUUCUACCUGUCAAAACCCUAGUAGCCAGACCCUUAAACCCUUGAACCAACCAACGGUUCUUGUUGGGACUCUUACCCUACCGUCUUUAGUCGACCACAAAUCACCAAUUAUUUGUAAUUGCUUUCAGUUUUAUGACGAUUCCUCUACUGUUUGCUGUGAAAUUUUAGAUUUCGACUCGAAAAUGGUUGGCAAAAAGAUCCGAGUUGUGGCUUGGAACUUUAUUCCUUUCAAAUGUAGAGAUGGGGGUGCGAAAAGUGGGCUUUUAGAGAUCAUUGGAUGGGAGUUUGUACAUGCAUGUAGUGACAGGGUUUGCACUUUCUUGGAUUUUAGUUCUGUUUGCUUUACAUUAGGUCCUUGUGUCUUUAAAGAGAAUCGCAAGGUUAGUUCUUUGAUUUUUGGUGUGGUGGAGUCGAUAAGCCCAGCAUUUGUUGCCCCUCAUGCGAGUAGGGGAGGUGAACCAAAAGAUACAUGGGGCUUUCUUGUUAACGUACUUAUCUGUCCGUGCAAUUUUUGUCGAUCUAGACUUGGGGCAUCUGAACUGAAAACAAUGAGUGAGAAAACAAUGAAAGACCAUAGUUUUGGCGAGCCUGCGAUUUUGUACUUCAGUGGACUGGCUUCAUCAUGGCAUCCUGUAGUCUCAAGAUUCAUUGGCGACAUUGUUUUACUAACAGGUGUACAGAAAAAGAUGGUUUUUAUUACAAAGGGGGAGUCUCGAUUGACGUAUGUGACAACAGAUGAAGUGUCAUUGCAUAUACCCAGGCUGUUUAAAGGUCGGCAAACCUGCACUGUUGAUACAAAGAAGAAAGGGGAAGGUCGAAGCUACACUGGGGUUGUAACAGGUGUUUACAUGCAGGGAAUGGUUGUUGAGUUGGAUCAAAAUGUGAUAUUGUUAAUCACUGAUCAGCAUCUCACUGUGCCUCACAGUGUUAGAGUUGGUGCAAUUGUGACAGUAAAGAAUGCUCAUCUCGUGGAUCCGAAAUUUCCUUGGGGGAAAAUAUUGAUUCUUGGUGCUUGCUAUAGGACUAGUGUGCAUGUGGAGUUCUUCUCGCCUUUGGAAACAGGGUGUCAUCAAAAAGCACACUCCCAGAGCCUUCUUCAAAAGUUCAUCAACUCUUUGUCUUUCCCAGCCAGAUUAUGGACAUUACUUUUGGUUUCAAGUUUUAAGAAGAAGUUUGCUGGAGUUGUAUCUAAGAAGGAGAUCUUGGGAUCAAAACAUACACCGGGACUGGCACAGAAGUAUGCUAAUGGGCAUUUGUCACCAUCAGCCUUUCAGCAUCGGCAGGGAGUUCUAGUGGAAUUCUUCAAACAUGAUAUGUGUUCUAGGGUCAGGGGUGGACAUUGUGACCAACUAAAACUGGUCCUCUCUAUUGCUGAUUUAAUUAGUUAUUGUGAGACUUCCUGGAAGAAAAUUCUCGAGUAUGAGAAGAAUACUUCUGGUUUUGUGGAUGGCAUUAAUCAGAAAAGGCUUCUAUCUUGUGGUGGAAGAUCUUAUUUUCAAUCUAUCAAAAGAGUUCUACACUCUGAAGAAAUUGGUGUUCAUCUUCUAGGAACUCUAAAGAUAUCUUCAAUCUCUGGAAGAAUGCAGUUAGUAGAUGCCACUGGUGGCUUAGACAUCAUACUUGACCUCCCUGCAAUGUGGGACUUUGACAAGAUCUUUGAGGUGAGAGGUUUUACACUUAUUAUGGAAGGCAUACCCCCAAAACUGGCAGCCUUGGAUUCAAGCAUAUAUCCGCUGUUAUCAUGCCAAAGUAUAUUUAGUAAGUCUCUACCAUCAAGGAGGACGGAGACAUCUAUUUAUCUAUAUCAAAGACUAAGUGAUGAAGACACUAGAAGUUGUUCUAUUUUCUUUGAUUGGAAAAGAAUUUGUCAGGGGCUUGACAGUGGAAAAUUUCACUUGCUUAUGCUAAUGCAUAAAUAUCCUGUUCAGCGAAAGUUUCAAGGAGAUCUAGUGAAGAAGUCAAACAUGUUUGCAGAAGCCAUUGUGAUGCCUUGGGAUUUACUUAUUACUGGGAAAUGUGGAGAUGCAGGCCUGGGUAUGCUCUCCUCUGCCCAGCAUUGGAGUGAUUCCCUGGAUAGUUUUUAUGAAACUGGGGAAUUUGUGUCUGAAAAGAGAAGUAAAACUGAGCUAGGUUCAGGUGAAUCUUCAAGUUUGAAAGAUCCUAGAAAUGGAUUUUCUGUUCAUUCCAAUUCUCUUAGAGAAAAUUCAUAUCCAUGCCUGAUUGCCAGUAAAUAUGCAAGUUUUCACUGGCUGGGCAUGCUGCAAUGCACCAAUGGGCAUGCCAAGAUUGAUUCUGACUUCAAAGCACCAAGGAAAAAUGUAUUACUUGAAUUCGGCCCUGAUAGAUUUUCCACAUAUGAGGCAUUGAAAAUUGGCCAUUGCUAUCUCAUUAAACAUCAGGAGAAUGAUGUAUUGUGCUCUAUAAGAGGGAAUUGCGAAUCUAGCCGUACAAAGGUGUUCCUUUGUACCAAAUCAUAUCUUUGGAGUCUUACAUUUGCAUCCAUUGAAAGCCUGAAAUUUUCAGAUGCUUCUGAAGUGCUUCCAUGUUGCAAUUUUCAUACUUACAGCAGUGAAGUAUUACCCAAAAAAACCCAGCAAUCUGAAAUUCCACCCUUGACUUGCAAUGGCAUAGACAAUGAAGUUUCUGCAGACAACAAAAUAUUCGUUCCUUCCUCUGCCCUUACUUUUCUGAAGAAUAUCUCCUCAACAUUGCAUGGUGAUCUCAUGGAGACAAGGGAUUCGCUUCAGCAAGAACCAGAUGCCCAUGGCUAUAACAGUUCCACUGUAAAAGUGUCCAUGCAAUCUUUAGGAAACUCAUAUUCUGAUUACCCAUUUCCUCAAGGGAACUUGAUUACAUUGCAUGGGCUUGUUUCUGGUUUACAUGCUGUAAAUUGUGAUACUUUUCCUGGGUCACUUGAUCCCACAGCCAGUGAUGGUUAUCUGCCAAAGUUUCUCCAAGGGAGUGAUGGAAUCUGCAUCCAUGUCUUGGCGGCCAAUGAAAUAGUCAAAAUCCUUUGUGAUAGAAGUAAACAUCAUUACCCAGUUGGAUUGGGAAAAGAUGCUUAUGCAACCUUUCACCGAGUGCUUUUCCUUGGUAGGAACAGCUGUAUGAUGAUGCCUGUAUCUUUCAUAACAAUCAACAACACAAACUCCGCCAAUGCCCAUCCUGACGGUGAUCUCAAUUGUUCAUCUGGAAAUGUAGGUUCACCCAGUGUUGCUUCUUCAAACACUGUUUGGCAAACACUGAUUUCUGAUGCAUUGCAAUUAUCCGAGAAUAAACCCAUGCAAUUCCGGUGCAGGGUUGUUGGUAUCUAUGUACUUGUACUGGAGAAGGCCAGAGAAACCUCAGUUUCACACUCUAGUGCCCACUCUGUGCCAUCUGUCGGGAUCCCAUUUGUUGGUUUCUUCAUGGAUGACGGAUCAUCCUGCUGUUGUUGUUGGGCCAACUCAGAGGUGGCUGCAACCUUGCUUCAAUUAGAGUUUCGAGAAUCUUUACUCGAACAUCCUGUGAAAACUUUGCGGAGUACUGCAUGUUAUGCCAGAUUGCCUUUCACUUCCACUGUCAGCAAACUAAACAAGAUAUUGGAGUACCACGGCAGAAUUGUGGUGAAAAACUGUGGCCCCUCAUUCGAUCCAUUGUGUCAAGAGCUGGCAUUUUUUGUGGAGUCGGACAGAUUGAUUGGCAGUUCGGAUGAAAAUCUGGUUAGAAGCAUGGUUACCAAUGCUAUUGUCAGCAAUUCAUGGACAAUUACCGGAAGCCGCAUGGAUUUGGAAACCAUGAGCUGGCUGGAAGAGCAGCUAACAGUACUGGACAUGGCAGUUCCUCCAUUGCCGAACAUAUUGGCGAGAAGCGUUUGUGGUGUCGACACGCUUAUGGAGGCCCGCAAUCUUCUUCUAGAGCUUGUAUAAAUGCUGGUAAGUUUUUAGACAGUGAAUUAAUUGAAUCGUAGUUUGACUGCAUAUCAUUAUCAUUGCCAUAUUAUUGAAAAUGCUGAUAUAUAAGAAUGUUUAUAGCGCUGUACAUUUGUCGGGAGAAUGUUUAUCCAAAAUGUUGUGUUGCAAGUUUGAGUUGUUUCAAAUCAUGCCAUGAGAUUGGAUGUAAUAUUUUUCACACUGCAGAUGUCAACAUUAAUUCAUUUGGUCUGUUCUGGUCUGCAUUCACGUUUAAAACAUUGGCCAUGCGUGUGUGUAUGAAUUC